Pistacia vera is the source of this 3339-nucleotide messenger RNA. RefSeq names its product calcium-transporting ATPase 4, plasma membrane-type-like. Gene Ontology annotation, cellular component: membrane; intracellular membrane-bounded organelle. The record is from RefSeq and is a predicted model, not a curated record. The coding region runs from base 134 to 3247 and encodes 1037 amino acids. The transcript has 7 exons. Gene Ontology annotation, molecular function: ATP binding; ATP hydrolysis activity; P-type calcium transporter activity. Gene Ontology annotation, biological process: calcium ion transmembrane transport. Lineage: Eukaryota; Viridiplantae; Streptophyta; Magnoliopsida; Sapindales; Anacardiaceae.
AUGCUUCCCGCCAUCGUCGGUUAUAGAUUUUGAACGUUUCUUUUUCAUUGAUGAAAACCUGAACCUAACCUAAGUGUUUUGUUUUCAAUAAUACUACGCUAGUUUAGUUUAGGUGUUGUGAAUCAUAAUAAUCAUGGAAAACUACUUGAAGAAGAAUUUCGAAGUGGAAGCCAAGAACCCCUCAGAGGAAGCUUUGAGGAGAUGGAGGAAUGCCGUUCGUGUUGUCAAGAAUCCUCGUCGCCGCUUUCGCAUGGUGGCUGAUCUUGCAAAGCGUGCUGAAGCUGAAACUAAGCGUAAAAAGAUCCAGGAAAAGUUAAGGGUAGCUCUUUUUGUGCAAAAAGCUGCAUUGCACUUCAUUGAUGCUGGUACUCGAGUUGAGUACAAGCUCUCCCAACAUGUCCUGGAAGCCGGCUACGGCAUUGAGCCUGAUGAACUAGAAUCCAUUGCUCGAUCUGACAAGAAGGCCUUGGAAGAGCAUGGAGGAGUUGAAGGAUUAGCAAGAGAAGUCUCUGUAUCUUUGAAGGAUGGCAUUGCCUCAAGUGAAAUAGCUAAUAGACAAAACAUAUAUGGGAUCAACAAAUAUGCUGAGAAACAUUCUAAAGGGUUUUUUAUGUUCUUCUGGGAUGCCUUCCAUGACUUGACUCUUGUUAUUCUCAUGAUAUGUGCUGCAGUCUCCAUGGGUGUUGGUAUCGCCACCGAAGGCUGGCCUGAUGGAUUGUAUGAUGGAUUAGGUAUAAUUCUGAGUAUUUUCCUAGUUGUAAUGGUUACUGCUUUUAGUGACUACAAACAAUCCUUGCAAUUCAAGGCGUUGGAUAAAGAGAAAAAAAAUAUAAUUGUUCAGGUGACUAGAGAUGGAUUCAGACAGAAAAUUUCAAUCUAUGAUUUGGUUGUUGGAGAUGUAGUUCACUUAUCAAUUGGUGACCAGGUUCCAGCAGAUGGUGUACUUAUAUCAGGUUAUAACCUAACAAUUGAUGAAUCAAGCUUGUCUGGCGAGCCUGAACCGGUUCAUGUAAACCAACAGAGGCCUUUUCUAUUAUCAGGGACUAAAGUUCAGGAUGGUUCAGGUAAGAUGUUGGUGACUGCUGUGGGAAUGAGAACUGAAUGGGGAAGAUUGAUGGUUACACUGAGUGAAGGGGGUGAAGAUGAGACACCAUUACAAGUGAAGCUUAAUGGGGUCGCUACCAUUAUUGGGAAGAUUGGUUUGGCUUUUGCUGUGAUGACAUUUUUGGUUUUGACUGCAAGAUUUUUAGUAGAGAAGGCAUUUCAUGAUGACAUAAAACACUGGUCUUCGGAUGAUGCAUUGAAACUUCUAAAUUACUUUGCCAUUGCAGUGACCAUAAUUGUAGUUGCAGUUCCUGAAGGACUACCAUUGGCAGUAACAUUAAGUCUUGCCUUUGCAAUGAAGAAAUUGAUGAAUGAUAAAGCACUAGUGAGACACCUCUCAGCGUGCGAAACAAUGGGGUCUUCCAGUUGCAUUUGCACUGAUAAAACAGGUACAUUGACUACAAAUCACAUGGUGGUGAACAGAAUAUGGAUAUGCAAUGAAACUAAAAUAAUAAAGAGAGAUGAAAAUGAAAAAUCUCUCAAGUCCUCAAUCUCAGAAGUAGUAUAUAACAUCCUUUUGCAGUCCAUAUUUCAGAACACUGGCUCGGAAGUAGUUAAAGGAAAAGAUGGAAAGCCAAACAUUUUAGGCUCUCCAACUGAGAGGGCGAUAUUAGAAUAUGGAUUGCUUUUAGGGGGUGAUUACAAAAUCCAUAGGCAAGAAUCAGCAAUAGUGAAAGUUGAACCUUUCAAUUCAGUCAAGAAAAAGAUGUCUGUUCUAGUCUCUCUUCCUGACAAUGGGGGGUUUCGCGCAUUUUGCAAGGGUGCAUCUGAAAUAGUUUUAAAAAUGUGUGACAAGAUUGUUAAUGCAGAUGGGGAAGUUGUGCCUCUCUCAGAAGAUCAAAGAAAAAACAUGACUAAUGUUAUCAAUAGUUUUGCCUCUCAAGCUCUGAGAACUCUAUGCUUGGCAUACAAGGAUAUAAAAGACAAGUCCAAUGUAGAUGGCAUUCCCGAUAAUGAAUACGCACUAAUAGCUGUUGUUGGAAUAAAGGACCCGGUUCGCCCUGGGGUGAAGGAAGCUGUUAAAUCUUGUUUAGCUGCUGGGAUUACUGUGAGAAUGGUCACUGGUGAUAACAUUUUUACUGCCAAAGCCAUAGCUGAAGAAUGUGGCAUCUUGACACAUGAUGGUUUGGCUAUUGAAGGACCUGAUUUUCGUGCAAAGAGUCCACAGCAGAUGCAGGAGAUAAUCCCAAAACUACAGGUUAUGGCUCGAUCAUCGCCUACAGACAAACACACAUUAGUUACUCAGUUGAGGAGUGUGUUCCAUGAAGUUGUGGCAGUGACUGGUGAUGGAACCAAUGAUGCUCCUGCUUUACAUGAGGCUGACAUUGGACUUGCUAUGGGCAUAGCAGGCACAGAGGUUGCAAAAGAAAAUGCUGAUGUAAUCAUCAUGGAUGACAACUUCAACACUAUAGUCAAUGUUGCUAGAUGGGGUCGUUCAGUUUAUAUCAACAUUCAGAAGUUUGUUCAGUUCCAGUUAACAGUUAAUGUUGUUGCUCUCACUAUCAAUUUCGUCUCUGCAUGUAUCACUGGCUCUGCCCCUCUUACUGCUGUUCAAUUGCUGUGGGUGAACAUGAUCAUGGACACUCUUGGUGCAUUGGCUCUUGCUACAGAACCUCCAAAUGAUGCUCUCAUGAAAAGACCCCCAGUUGGGAGAAGUGAAAAUUUCAUCACCUUGACCAUGUGGAGGAAUAUCAUUGGCCAGAGCAUUUAUCAGAUUCUAGUCCUUGGAGUUCUAACUUUCUAUGGAAAACAUAUCUUGGGACUCUCAGGUUCAGAAGCUACUUUAACUCUCAACACAUUCAUAUUCAACACCUUUGUGUUUUGCCAGGUAUUCAACGAAAUAAACAGCCGAGACAUGGAGAAGAUAAACAUUUUCAGGGGGAUUUUUGAUAGCUGGGUGUUCGUACUCGUGAUGGUGGUUACAGUAGGUUUCCAGAUCAUAAUAGUUGAAUUACUGGGCACAUUUGCAGAAACAACACCUCUAAACUGGAAGUUAUGGUUGGCCAGUGUUGUUAUUGGAGCUGUAAGUUUGCUUGUUGCUGUUGUUCUUAAGUGGAUUCCGGUCGAAACAAUUGAGCAAUCAGUGAAAGACAAGCACCACGAUGGUUAUGAACCACUCCCCAGAGGCCCAGAGCUUGCAUGAGGAAACUGGGUUGAUUUAUGGAGGACCUGAAGUACAUGUUCCAGGGCAGCAAUUUCAACCUGGUUACAAAUUUUGACACCUUGAUUCUCGAG